Messenger RNA from Scleropages formosus (Asian bonytongue), 1589 nucleotides. It is a transcript of the gene zcchc10, whose product is annotated as zinc finger, CCHC domain containing 10. Lineage: Eukaryota; Metazoa; Chordata; Actinopteri; Osteoglossiformes; Osteoglossidae. The transcript has 4 exons. The coding region runs from base 511 to 1008 and encodes 165 amino acids. The record is from RefSeq and is a predicted model, not a curated record. Gene Ontology annotation, molecular function: nucleic acid binding; zinc ion binding.
CAUAAGGUGAAGGUUGUUGUUGGGGAAAGUUUCAGACAUAUCUCAUACAAGUUCUCUACUUCUUCAUGGAAGUACAAAAUUCUCGUGAAUUUCAGUGAGGGAAUUUCCCUUGAACAAAAUUUCAGGGGAAAAAUGGCAUCCUGUGCCUGCACUGACGUCACUGUGUCAGUGCUUGUGAGCAGUGAGUACGGAUCUUACAAAUAAACAUGACAGUAUCCGUCACAAAUUAUUCCCGUGUAAACGUACAAAAAUGAUUAUUAAACGCGGACAGAUUUUCUACAGUUUUAUUAGUGUUAGACUACAUUUAUCGUGACAGUAUUUGCAGACUAAGCUUAUGAAUUCGUUGCUCUCGGAACGCUUCUCAUUUUCCCGAGAACAGUACAUGUCUGUUUCUGUAUAUACAUUACAGCACAACGAUAGCGGGACACACAAAGGAGCUCCACAGCGCCACCUGCGGCUGAGUCGCGCUUAAUCUCUGCGUCACGGGCACUUCGUUCCUGAAGAUUCAAGAUGGCGACGCCCAUGCACAGAAUUAUCGCUCGCAGGCAGGCGGAAGCGAACAAGCAGCAUGUUCGAUGUCAGAAGUGCCUGGAGUUCGGCCAUUGGACCUACGAGUGCAAGGGCAAGAGGAAAUACCUGCACCGGCCCUCCAGGACCACAGAGUUGAAGAAGAAACUCAAAGAAAACGAGACCAAACUGACUCUCAUCCCAGAAUCAGGAACAGAUGGCUCAAGUGAGAAGGUGAAAAAGAAGAGAUUAAAGGAGUCGGGCGGUUCAACCAGCGGCAGUAGUGAUUCUGACAGCUCAUCGAGUGAUUCGAGCUCCGACAGCAGCAGCGACUCAAGCUCGUCGGACAGCAGUGAUAGCAGCAGUGACAGUGAAGACAGCUCCAGCUCCGCCUCUUCCUCCUCCUCCUCCUCCAGCAGCUCUGACUCAGACUCCGACUCCUCUGCUAGCAGCAGUAGUUCUAAUGAGGGCCCUCCGAAAAAGAAGAGAAAGAAGAAAUGAACAGCAAUGCCAAGACAUUUAAGGACCACAGUUCUAGCUUUGUUGUGACACCUGAGCUGGAUUAGGAUUUGUCUUUCUCUUCUGUUAUCAUGUGUACUGUGUUUAAUGGGCUGUGGCAUUUCGGUGUCGAGUGGCGAAGGCCAUUUAGAUGUUGAAGUAUCCUAAGGAUAUUGGACUUAUUCUUAAAAGUGAGCCUGUUUUUUUUUUUUUUUUUUGAAUGUUCAUGAAAACCUUUAUAUUCUGAGUAGUUACAUCAAGAUCUCAGUGAAACUAUUACUCUAACUGCAAACCAACAUUAGGUAUACAUACUUGAAAGCCCAGACCAGACCUUGUUCUUUGGCCUCUGAGACAAAUUCAAGAAAGAUCAAACAAGAUUAACAUGCUAAGAUGUAAAAUAAAUGAGUUCAGAUUUUUUGAUGUAAUUUAGGGAAGUAUUUUUAGUCCAUUUUUCCCUUUGUAGUUGGCAUUUAAAAAUUCAGUUUUUAUCUAUACUAAAUUGAUCAAAAUGUGUUUACCAUUUUAUAGUUAUUUUCCUGAACAUGUUUUUGAUAAAUGUCUUAUUUUUAUAACACAAAAUAAAA